UCAUGUACUCACACAAUGGGGGAUCCCUGCCCUGUUCCAGGGAGUGAGCCAGAGGCACUGGGAAAUCAUGAAUUUGAUAAUGGUGUAGAAGGACUGAUUGAUCCACUCCUCAAAAACGCCACAUUUCCAAUUCUGAGUGCAAACAUUAAAGCAAAGGGGCCGCUAGCAUCUCAAAUAUCAGGACUUUAUGCUCCAUAUAAAGCUAUUUCCAUUGGUGGUGAAAAGGUGGGAAUUGUUGGAUAUACCUCACAAGAAACGCCCUAUCUCUCAAAUCCAGGAAGAGAUUUAGUAUUUGAAGAAGAAAUUGCUGCCUUACAACCUGAAGUUGAUAAACUAACAACUCUAGGUGUGAACAAAAUAAUUGCACUGGGACACUCUGGCUUUGAGAUGGAUAAACUCAUCGCUCAGAAAGUGAAGGGAGUGGACGUCGUGGUGGGAGGCCACUCCAACACAUUUCUUUAUACAGGUGGGCCUCCCUGGUGGCACAAGGGUUAAGAAACAACCUGUGGAGCUAUCCAUAGCCAAUGAAGUACGAGUUUGAUUCCCAGCCAGCAAGCUAACCACAGAUGCAGCAGACCUCUCCUAUCUGGCCCACUGCUCCCCUCAGCAGUGUAUUUCAGUUGAUCUGCCUGUUCUGUUCCCCACUCUGUCUCUGGUGAAUCCUCUCACUCCCCGCAUUUCUGGCCUGUACCCCAGCUCUUG
Molecule: messenger RNA, 702 nt
Organism: Talpa occidentalis (Iberian mole)
Lineage: Eukaryota; Metazoa; Chordata; Mammalia; Eulipotyphla; Talpidae
Product: 5'-nucleotidase-like
Exons: 4
Coding region: 16-495 (159 amino acids)
Biological process (GO): AMP catabolic process
Cellular component (GO): plasma membrane
Molecular function (GO): 5'-nucleotidase activity
Source: RefSeq, a predicted model, not a curated record